Messenger RNA from Lactuca saligna, 1212 nucleotides. The record is from the annotation of a GenBank genome assembly. Lineage: Eukaryota; Viridiplantae; Streptophyta; Magnoliopsida; Asterales; Asteraceae.
AUGUCAACAACACUUGAGAAACUACCACCUAGUAGUAUUGCUGCUAGGGCAACUACUGGAUCAAUGAUCAUUCUUGCAAACAUGAUUGUUGUAGCAUCUGUUUCCUCAAAUUCACAACAGGUGUUCCCUGAUGAUCUUCUUCUUCAACUUUUGAAACUAAUGCUGCAUCUAGAUGUUGAAAUAUGUUUUAGUGGACACCAAAUCUUGUCUGUUCUUCUCAUUCCAAAUUCUGACCAUGUGCUUGAUCGGAAGGGAGCCAUGCCCAUGUUCUCCAAACUUCCCGAUGUUAAACCUGUUCGUGAUUCCCAGCUACUUGAAUUAUUCUUUAGAUAUUCAGAUCCGAAUAGUGCUCAAUCGUCAUUUUCAAUGCUUCUUGGACAUGCUCCACACCUUGAUCAUGAGUGUGCGAUAUUUGGUAAAGUUACUAAAGGUGAUGAGACACUAAAGAAGCUUGAGGAAUUACCCACUCGAAGUGAAGGUAUAAUUGAUAUGGGGUUGCAGCCAAGGAAAGUAAAUAGAGUUGGUGCUAUUGGUAUGGGGUCAAUAGCAAUAGCAACAACUUUUAUCCUUGCUAACUUUCCUGUAAUAUUUAAGGAGGAUGAUGAGAAUUCUUUGGAGGCUGCACUUGGUGAAAUCAAAGCCAAUAUGCACAGCCAUCUUAUGGCAGGGAAAAUGACCAAGGAGAAGCUUGAAAGAACUGUAUCUCUGUUGAAGGGUGUACUCAGUUAUGAUAGCUUUAAACAUGUGGAUUUAGUUGUAGAGGCAGUGGAGGGAAGCAUCCAGUUAAAGCAGCAAGUUUAUGCUGAUCUUGAGCAUUAUUGCCCUCAACAUUUCAUUCUUGCAAGCAAUAGUCCCACAUUUGACUUAAAUCUAAUUGGAGAAAGAACAAAAUCCCAAUUCUGGAUUGCUAGGGCCCGUUUUUUUAGUUCCUCUGUCCUGGAAAUAGGAAGCAAUCUGGUGUACUCAAUUGAACGCCUUCGCGAAGAGAAUGAUGCGGUUAUUUUAGCAAUGGGGGCAACGAAGCCACGCGACCUCCUUGUUCCUGGAUGUGAGCUCUCAGGUGUGCAUUUUGCAAUGGAAUUUCUACAUGCGAAUACUAAAAGCUUAUUGGAUAGCAAUCUUGAAGAUGGAAACUUUAUGAGAGGAACCAAACGCAGCACAUUAUACUCUCAUUUAUUUUCUAACUAUAACAAUAUACUUCCAUUUUCUUAA